AUGACGGGUACGACAAAAGAGCCAAGAAAGACUGAAAAGAAAAAGGGCAGAAAAAAUGCGAAGCAACCACCCGAAGACGUCGAAGACGAAAGUUCACGACCGGAGGACUCAGAAACAAAGGCAGAAAACGAACAAAAAGAAGAGGAAGAGACGUUGACAGGGCUAAAUGUUGACAAAAAAAAAUAUCUGCACCUAGAGGGUACUGCUGACCAGACUGACGGCAAAAAAGAAACUAAAGUGGACCAAAAUAAUAUUAGUACAAUAGGUGUUGUAUUAAUAAUUGUAUUAAUUGCUGUCACUGGUUUAGGUCUAUUCAGUUCAUCCAGUUCAAAGGAUAGUGUUGCUAACAACAUAGAAUUAGGUCUAAGUCAGCUUGAAAAUGAUUACCAAAAUCAACCUCAAUUUAGCUAUAAAAAGUUGAGAAGCAGAAUGAGAUCAUAUAUCCAUCAUAAAACAUCACCACAACCUUUCGUCUUGAUGGUUGCAUCAGCUGAAGACAACCAACAGACAGCUGAAUGUUUUGCAAAUCGGAUUGCAAAACUACUCACAACAGCAGCUGUAAUAAUAAAUGGCUCCAAAUACUCAGAUACUCCAUCAGAUGAUGCAAAAGAGACUAUUGAUGAACUUCUCAGAGAUGAAUUUGGAAAAGAAAAGUUUCCAACAGCAGCCAUAAUUCACAACUUUGAUUCAAUCCCAUAUGGAACUACCAGUCUGUUUUAUGCAUAUUGUGACCAUGACAAUCCUAUGUAUAAAGAAGCAGCAAUUAUAUUUACCAUCACAUUACCACAUAGUUAUCAAAUUGGCUCAAACGAGGUUGAUCGUGAAGGACUUGUUGGAAGGUAUUUAAAGGAGGACAGCCCAUGGGUAAAAGAUGAAAAAUUUAGUAUGGACGUCAUGGGUGGACUGAUUAGUCUCAUCACAGACACUAUUAUUGUUGUCAACAAGGAGAGCAAAGAAGCCUUAGAAAGUUCAUGUUAG
This is a messenger RNA of Dendronephthya gigantea, 978 nucleotides long. RefSeq names its product torsin-1A-interacting protein 2-like. The record is from RefSeq and is a predicted model, not a curated record. Gene Ontology annotation, biological process: membrane organization. The transcript has a single exon. Lineage: Eukaryota; Metazoa; Cnidaria; Anthozoa; Malacalcyonacea; Nephtheidae. Gene Ontology annotation, molecular function: ATPase activator activity. The coding region runs from base 1 to 978 and encodes 325 amino acids. Gene Ontology annotation, cellular component: membrane.